AUGGGUGAUCAGAAGGUAGGAUGGAAGUGGCGGAACAGGUGUUUUGUGUUUGCUGCGGUCUCAGGGCGUACAAAGAAAGGCGAGUAGCGCGAAGGACGGGAACUUUGUUGCUGUUUUCUAUCAUUGGAUUGUAUUCCGUCCUUCAAUACAACCUUGAAUGGUUACAUAUUUUAAUUGAUUUAAAACACCAUGCGUAUUUCGCGGAGGCGCGUCGACAUCAAGGUUUGCAGUACCUCAACCAUUCGAUGCUCAUGAGCAUCAAAUUUCGCCAAGAAGACUCCAAUUCGUGCGCGAGAAAAACUGCGCCUGGCUAGGUCUCAGAAUAGUCUUUAUUGAUUUAACUUGUAAAUGCAUACCAGUCCAAGACACAUUAACAGCUGUCUGUUUUUAAUUUUUAUCGAUUUGCUGAGACCGAGGUUGCAAUAAGUGUAGAGAGUGUCCCGUUAUCCCUAUGAUUGGGGCCUGGCGCAUAGCCUCUCGCAUGAAGGAGCAUAUUAAAUGCUUAUUGGGUUGGGAGUGUAUGAUUCUAUGAACCUGACGGGCGUGGGACUGGACUGUGGAAAUGUCUCACAUAAUUUGCCUGGAUCUUUUUAAUGCAGUAUCAUAAUGAAUUCAGAUUGGCUGCUGCAGAGAUAGGGUGCAUAGUGUAUGAUGGUGGGUUAAACCUAACCACUGGAGAGGAGACGCAUUAUUAUAUUAUAUGGAUGCGUAUCCUUAUGGUUAUGUAGCAAGAUGUUCGCCCUUGUCACAGUUUACACAGAAGGGAAAAUUACUGGGAAGAGAUUCAGGGGACUAAGUAGCCUACUGACCAUUUAUGAUUCAUCCUUACUUCUUUAAAUGUACGCUAGUAUUGUUAGGAGUCACUACUGAUGUGUUAUCUUGAAGCAAGGCAUCUCAAGGAAAUAUUAUAUUAUUAUAUUGAGAACUUGGUCCAAUGUCCAAUGUGAUAUGUAACAAUGUUCUCUAUAAUAUAUUUGUAGGCUUAAUAACCUUUUGUAUGUUGUUAAGGAAUCGCUUCAUAAGAUUACCACAACCCUGGCCCUGAAGAAUGAGGAGAUUACAAACUUCAUUUGCUGUCUGAAACAGAGCCUGGAGAACCUGGAGGUAUUGUACACAACAUCUGGCUGUUCUAACAUUAAGAUUACAGUCUGACAGUAGGAUAUGUGCACAACACAUAUAGACAAUACACACAUGGUAUUAUGAAUUUGGCAUGUCAUGGUAUACUAGUCAGAUGGACUGGCUGGAUGUACAUGGUAUCUAUCAGUGAACUGAUUCCUUCCCUAUUGACCCCUGCAGGGUAACUCCAGCCGUGUCCAGGAGGACCUGGAGACAGAGUUCAGCUCCCUCCACUCAGUACUGGACGAUAUGAAGGACAGUAUGGUCACCAGGAUCAAACAGGAGAGGGCCAGCCGCACCUAUGAGCUACAGGUCAGUUCACCUUUAUUGGCCAUUUACUGGAUAAGGGUUUUACAUGCCUUUGCUUUGCAUUUUCUUGAGCUUCCAAGAUUUCAGUCAUUAACAUUCAACAUUGGAACAAUAUUUGGAUGACUUCCCCAGGCUAUCCGAUCAUAAGAUCAGCUCAUGAUCAGUGUAGCAUGACUCAUUCUCAGGCUCACAAUCGGGUGAACUUUUUGUGCAGACUGAUUCAGUGUUGCUAUGAAAGAAAUGUUGCCAUGAAAGGCUGUGUGUGUUGGGGUUCACAACGUUAGUAUUCCUAGAGGAUUAUUGUGUCUGUGUAUAAUCCUGUUUUAUCUCUUAGCCUCUGAGUGUCAGUCAGUCAGUCAGUCAGUCAGUCAGUCAGUCAGUCAGACAAAGCCACGGCAGGGGCAGCUUUGUAAUGACAUCACUACACUACAUCCCUCUGUGCUUGAUUAUGUGAGUGGGUAGCCAAACGGAUAUAUUGUACAGCUUCCAGUAGGUUAAUUGAAAAUAAUAAUGAAAAAGAAAGUGAUUCAUGGCUAUUCAACUCAAAUAACUUUUCUUAUGAACUUUUCCUCUGAUGGAAAGAAACUUCAAUGACACAGUACAGCAUAGAAUACCUUCAUUAUAUUGAAAGGAAACAUUGUCUGGACUGUGAUUAAAUAUAUCAUGCUCUCUCUCUCAGAGUCAGCUGAGUGCGUGCUCCAAAGCCUUGGAGAGCUCAGAGGAGCUUUUGGAGGUAGCCAAUCAGACUCUCUGCUCCUCGGAAGCAGACGACUUCACUCAGGUAACGGCUGGCAAAAUCUUCUACAACCUAACUUUCAUUUACAUAUUUUCUGCAAUGAUGCCAUGAUGGCAUUGGUAUUUAGCUUGAGGAUAUCCAUAAUGGUUCAUAAUGGUUUUAGUGGCAUGACUGUUGUUUUAACACAGUUACUACCUGUUUCUUAUCUUUAUUUACCUUUAUUGUAAAGCAGUAUAGUAUAGUAUGUUGAUCUGAUGUGGUUCGUUGUGAUGUGUGUACUUAUUAACACAGAUGUAAUGUUUUUAUUGUAAGGAUGUGGCUGCAACUCAGUUCUCUGUUUGUCCGUUUCUCCCCUCUCCUUCAUUUCCUUUUGCUUUCCCUCUCUGCUUCUCUCCAGGCGGCCAAAGACAUUAAGGAUAGGUAUAGUAGAUUGCUGCCCAUUUCUCAGAGUAUCUUCUUAACUCCCUAACCAUCUGCUCACCCACAUGCUUUCCAACAAAAUCUAGAUUAGAUACAAUCACGCUGUAGCACGCUCUUUCUUCACCACUCUGGCAUUUCAUCUCAGCCUUUUCUCUCUCACCUCACCUGCCCUCUCUGUCUCAAACAUGUGUCAGUCCCUCAUGGCACAUGCUCCAGUCUAUCCCCUCUCUGGCAGUGGCAGUUUAGCUUGUAUGUUUUGUGUAUGUCAGUUCAUGAUUCAUGAAUGUUUUUGUGUGGUACAGUAGAAGAGUAGUUAGUAUGGUAUUAUAGCUCUGUGUAGUGAUUAGUUACAGUAGUACUACAGUACAACAUUCACUAACUAAUGUGUCCCGUCAGUCCUUCAGUGGGUUGAAUAAUGAGGGAUGUCUCACUGUGUGUUUUUGUUUGUGGGAGAGCAGUGUGACAAUGGCCCCAGCCUUCCGUUUGUCGCUGAAAGCCAAAGCCACUGACACCAUGAGUCACAUGAUGGUGGACUUCACCCAAGAGAGGGAGAUGCUGCAGGCCAUCAAGUUCCUCCCAGGUCAGUCUGUGAACUGUCAUGUCUCUAUUGGUUUUUCUUUAAGAACUGAACUUUAUAGUUAAUGUGAAUUGUGAUUUAAAAAAAAUAAAAUACUGCUGCCUUGUCCGUGUACAAUGAUUUUGUAUUUUGCUUGUGGCUAGUAGUGACAAAUGAGUAGGACAAUAAGGCUAAUCUCAAUCUCUCUAUCUUCCCCAGUGCCUGCGACCCCAGAGAUUCUGGUGUCAGAGUGCCAGGUGUGUGACAACACAGUGACGGUACAGUGGGCUCUGCCUGAGCCCGACAGCAAGAUAGACCACUAUGACCUGGAACACCGCCACACCAACCAUGAGGGGCCGCCCCGCGCCCGAGAGGACUACCCAUGGAUGGUAGUGGAGGGCAUCCGCGAGACCGAGUACACCCUUACAGGUAAGAGUUGACUCGAGAAGAGAAGUACGGGUUAGGGUUAGAGUUAUGGUUAGGGUUGAGCCGGGUUGUGGACAAGAAACUAGCGUUAGGGUUAGGGUUGAACCGGGAUGUGGACAUGAAACUAGGAUUAACGUUAGAAAUAGGGUUAUGGCUAGGAUUAGGUUUGAGCCAGGGUGUGAACAUGAAGCUAGGGUUAGGGUUAAGGGUUAGGGUUGAGCCGGGGUGUGGACAUGAAACUAUAGUUAGCUCCGAAAGUAUUGGGACAGUGACAAUUUUGUUGUUGUUUUGGCUCUGUACACCAGUAUUUUGGAUUUUAAAUGAUACAAUUACUAUGAGGUUAAACUGCGGACUAUCAGCUUUAAUGUGAGGGUAUUUUCAUCCAUAUUGGGUGUACCGUUUAGAAAUUACAUGAUUUUUGUACGUCUGUAACUUUCUCACUCAUCAUUAUUCAAAAUUUCAUUCAGGACUGUCCAUAAUCAUGGUACCAUCCAUAUUAAUGUAGAAGUGUUUAGAAACAUAUUAUAUUCUUAUUUACAAUAAAAGUGAGCCCGAAAUGAUACAAUACAUUAUUUACCAUUAAUUUCUAUUGGGCACAAAAUAAUCAGAAACACAACCAAAACAAACAGCAAAUGCAUCCAACAAGUUUGUAGAGUCACAAGCUUGAUGUAAUCAUUGCUUGCCAGGAAUAUGGGACCAAAUACUACACUUUUGACUACUUGAAUACAUAUAUAAGUGAAUUUGUACAAAAAGUGCUGUAAUUUCUAAACGGUUCACCCGAUAUGGAUGAAAAUACCCUCAAAUUAAAGCUGACAGUUUGUAUCAUUUAAAGUCCAAUGUGCUGGAGUACAGAGCCAAAACAACAACAAAUGUGUCACUGUCCCAAUACUUUUGGAGCUCACUGUAGUGAGAGGAGUGUAGUAUGAAAAAAGGCCUGUCUUUGGAUGCAGUAGCCUAGGAGUAAUACGUUGACUCUAAUCUACCAAAUGUAAUUGUCAAGUAGCCAUCAAAUUCAUUAUUAUUAUUAUGUAUUUUCAGGGCUUCGCUUCGACACACGCUACAUGACAUUUCGUGUGAAGGCAUGUAACAAGGCUGUGGCAGGAGAGUUCUCUGAGCUUGUAACACUGGAGACACAUGGUGAGUGACCGGAACUGGACAUAGUCCUCCACCGGGAGAAUGUAUGUAGCUUAUUGUCCUUAAUGGCCUAAUGAUGUCAUGAUAAGAAUGAGUCAGCAAACCCUCUCUCCACCUCUCCUUUCAGCUUUCCUGUUCAAGCUGGAUGCAGGCUCGGCCCAUCAGAACCUGAAGGUGGAGGACCUCAGUGUGGAGUGGGACAGCUGUGGGGGGAAGGUUGUCCAGGACAUCCGCAAGGACAAGAACAGAACCAACCAAUCUCCCAUGCACUCACCUGCCAGGUCAGAAACAUUUUAUGCCAAAUCCUUUGUGUACUCUUAACAGUGUAUAGAAUGAAAGUUGAUGUUCAACGUUGGUGGCCUCCUCUCCUAGGACGGCCAUGAAUUCACCUAAGAGAGUGCCGUCUGCUCGGGUCGGCAGAGACCGAUUCACGGCUGAGUCCUACACUGUACUGGGAGACACUUUUAUCGACGCAGGCCAGCAGUACUGGGAGGUGCGUUUCGAUAAGGAGAGCAAGGCGUUCGCUGUGGGCUUGGCCCUGCGGAACCUGGGCCGCUUUGACCAGCUGGGGAAGAGCAAUGCCUCAUGGUGCAUCCACCUGAACAACUGGCUGCAGCAGAGCCUCACAGCCAAGCACAACAACAAGGCCCGCACCCUGGACUGUCCUAUCCCGGACCGCAUAGGGGUCUAUUGCAACUACGAGGAGGGUGAGAUGGAUCUCCUGUUCCCUUUGUAGCAGUUUCCUCCAUCCAGUUAGCACCACUUAACUCAGACUGACAUACAGCAUGUUGUUAUCUGGACUUCAUUAAAUUGGUCUGGAUUAAGGAUUGGACCAGGAAUGGGUUGGGUAAUGUAGUCAAAUGAACAUGUUCAUUUCACUGGUGCCUGUCUGCAGUCUGCAUCUAGUCUGGAAGACACAUUUCAGUUGAAUGCAUUCAGUUGUACAACUGACUAGAUAUCCCCCUUUCCCUUUCCACUCAGUGUUCCUUAGCUAUGCCGCUGAAUCAAAUUUCAAGCUGCCUUGUGUCACAUUACCUUUCUCUCCAUCCAGGUGCACUGUCUUUCUACAACGCCAGAACCAAGACACUGAUGCACACCUUUCGAACCAAGUUCACGCAGCCUGUCAUACCAGCCUUCUCGGUGAGAAACAUCGAUUUUUGGGUGGCUCACAGAUUAAAAAGUUAUGAAACCACUACCGGUAUCUUUGAUAACUGCCUGUGAGUUAAGCAUGUGCUGUCUCCCCCUGCAGGUGUGGAAUGGGAGUUUCUCAGUGCAGACGGGUCUGCAGGUGCCCAGUGCGGUGCAGAGCGGCCAGAGGAAGAACAGUGGUACCAGCAGCUCCAACGCCAGCCUCACCUAG
Molecule: messenger RNA, 6057 nt
Organism: Coregonus sp. 'balchen'
Lineage: Eukaryota; Metazoa; Chordata; Actinopteri; Salmoniformes; Salmonidae
Source: the annotation of a GenBank genome assembly